This is a messenger RNA of Panicum virgatum (switchgrass), 1641 nucleotides long. RefSeq names its product probable inactive carboxylesterase Os04g0669700. NCBI's taxonomy places the organism in Eukaryota, Viridiplantae, Streptophyta, Magnoliopsida, Poales, Poaceae. Gene Ontology annotation, biological process: protein depalmitoylation. Gene Ontology annotation, cellular component: cytoplasm. The transcript is spliced from 6 exons. Gene Ontology annotation, molecular function: palmitoyl-(protein) hydrolase activity; carboxylic ester hydrolase activity. The coding region runs from base 541 to 1425 and encodes 294 amino acids. The record is from RefSeq and is a predicted model, not a curated record.
CCACUGGUUUUGCUGCUCCUCCCAUGAACAGAAACUUCAGGCUUCCUUCGUCGUCGCUCAACACUCUCCCAUCACGCCCGACAUUUCCACAACCAUUCCGGUGCUCCUCCUCUUCUCCUCCGCCAAUCAUAUCUGCUCCGCUUACUCCUCCCUUCUCCGCUCCGGCGGCGGCUGGGUGCUCCCGCACGGAGUCUCAACUCUCAACUGGGCUGGAGGGGGCGAGAGCCCUCCCCGCCGGCAGUUCCCGCAUCCCGGCCGUAAAUGUUGGCCUCCUCCGACCCGGGCCACCCUACCCCGAGAGCCCCCUCAUCAAGCAGUACAGCGCCGAGUACUGGCUCCUGGCCUCCCUCCACACGCAGCGACGGCCGCCGUGAGGGUCGUCACAGACGGAGGAAGCCGAUGUCGUCUUAGAGCUCGGGAGGGGAACCAAGCAAGGCCGGCAAAGUCUCACCUCAAAGUCAAGUCAAUGUCGCAAGUCAAUACGCGCCAUGGAAAUUCAGUGGAACAUGGCUAUCGAAUAUCAAUGGAGGCGACCAGACGAUGAUGCUGUUAGCUCAGCCAGCCUUACGGGGAGGACGAGAAGACGAACAAAACAGCAGCUUCCUCCCUGGCGCCAUCUCCUCCUCCCGCCGUCGUCUCCCAGUUCAGAUGGAGGAGGAGCGCGCGCCCGCCGCCGGGGCCGGGAGCGGGAGGGCGCGGCGCUGCGGCUUCGUGGUGUGGCUGCACGGCCUGGGCGACUGCGGCCGCGCCAACGAGUUCAUCGCCGAGCACUUCUCCGCCGCCGCCUUCCGCGACACCCGCUGGGCCUUCCCUACCGCGCCCACCGCCGCCGUCACAUGCAACCGCGGCGCGCUCAUGCCCUCGUGGUUCGACAUCCACGACGCGCCCAUCACUUCGAAAUCCGUCAGGGAUGAGGAGGAUGUGCUGCGAGCUGUCCAGAUCGUGCACACCAUGAUCGACAGGGAAAUAGCUGCUGGAACAAACCCGGAAGACGUACUCGUUUUUGGCCUGAGCCAAGGAGGUGCCUUGAGCAUAGCAAGCGUGCUGACGUACCCCAGAACACUGGGCGGUUGCGCAGUCUUCAGUGGCUUCCUCCCCUUCGACUCUUCUUCAUUCGCAGCGAGAGUAACAGACGACGCAAAGAAGACACCGGUUUUGUGGAUCCAUGGGGACGCUGACUCGCUGAUCCCGAUCCAGGAAGGGCGAGACGGAGUGAAAUUCCUGCAGGGGCUCGGCAUGGCCUGCGAAUUCAAGGUGUACGACAGGCUCGGGCACACGCUGGCGCCGUACGAGCUGGAGUACUGCGAGCGAUGGGCGUCAGAGAACAUCCUCAGCGAGCACGGAGAAGAAGGCCUGAAGCUGAAGAAGGGUGGUCUUCCGGGGAGCAAGUUCCUGGGCGGAGUGUUCAGCUGCUUCUCCAAAUAGCCGCUGUUUCAGUUUGCAUCAAGCCAUCAAGUGAUGUAGAAACUGACGCGAGUGCCUCAUCUUGUCUCUGCGAUUGUAAUUUCUUCGUCCUUUUGUAUGUGACCGAAUGAUUCUCUCUCUUUUUUUUCCCCACGGGUUAAAAGCAUGAUCGAUUGGGUAUCAAAAAUUGGACAUUCAUAAUUUAGUAUUGGCAAAAUAGGCAAAGUCAUCCCUCAA